AUGUUUUCAGUGGUCCCAUUGGGAAUUAUUGGUGAAACCAGUAGAACACAGUGCCGGGAAGGAAGAGCGAUGAAUGUAAGUGAUUUUUAGGGUUGUUUAUUUGACGAAUUUUUCAAAAUGGCGUCGAAUUGCCGUCGUUUUAGUCGUUUUGGUUAAUAACUUUAUUAAACGUUUGGUUAACUGUAAAUUGAAAAUUCAGAUGUACGAAGCUUCCACGCGCGGGACUGACCUAGGCUAUGGUGAAUAACGUGAAUAUUAGUCGAACUAGUUUUACUGUCUUAUUCUUCGGUCGCUUUGACAGGAAGGAGCAAUUUAGUUCCUAGAAAUUUUUAAUUCUUUCGAUUUUUUAGCAAAAAUAUACAAACAUUUUCCAACAAAGAUCAAUUUGACAACGUGACUGACGCGUCAAGUUGACAACCCUAGUUAAAACUUUUUUGAUUUUUUAGGUAUUAUUUUUACAUAAUGUUAACUAAAUUAUAUUAGGAUACACCUGCUCUCUCCUGUAUAGAAGUAAAUUGCACAUAUAAAACUGAUGCCCAAAGAAAGCUAAAACAACAUGUAAAACGAGCCCACACUGGAGAUGUCGUCAUUUGCUCUGUUGACGGGUGCGGGUUUUCGGCCAAGUACUGGUGUUUGCAAAAACAUGUGAGGGAAUUCCAUGGCCAUGGAGCUUCGGGAUCGGAAGUAAGAGGAUUUUAUUACUACACCAACAGAAAGCGAUUUUGAGUAACAGUUUAUUUUUAUAGGUAAACAGUGUGUCUGUGAGUGAUCUAGCGAGUUCAGUGGGGUGUGGAUCAUGCAGCAAGUCAUUCAGCACUCAAAUCCAACUAAAGAGACAUGUGGCUCGAGUUCAUGAUAAGAGAUAUACCGAGAAGCCUCGAGAUAAACAGCACAAAUGUAAUGUCGACGGGUGCAGCAAAAGUUUUAGGACUCCCGGAGCAUUGGACGACCAUAUGAACACGCAUUCAGGUUGGUUUUUAUUUUAUUUUAACUUUAAUAUUGUAGAUGAUCGACCCUUUGAAUGCCAGCGUUGCGAUAAAGCUUUUCACGGCCGCGCUAGUUUGGCGGUCCAUCUUCGUCGAUAUCACUUAGUCAGCAUUAAGGACUUUGCUAAGACCAUCAAAUUUCUUCGGUCUGAGUCGGAGAGUAACGAAUUAAGAGUGAUGCCUUGA
Bursaphelenchus xylophilus (pine wood nematode) is the source of this 1172-nucleotide messenger RNA. Lineage: Eukaryota; Metazoa; Nematoda; Chromadorea; Rhabditida; Aphelenchoididae. The record is from the annotation of a GenBank genome assembly.